CUCUCCUCAAACAAGAUAUAAGAAGCCAGUGCAUCCAUUCGUUUCAUUUUUCUUAAACCCAUAAUUAAAAUCCCAACCCAAAAUAUUACGAAAAAUUCAAAAUGCCUUCAUUUAUCACCUCCAUCACCGCCGCUCAGCGUCUCGACUCUCGGGGUAACCCAACCGUACAAGUGCGCCUUACGACGGAUAAAGGUACGUUCACAGGUCUCGUCCCCUCGGGUGCCUCAACCGGAAUCCACGAAGCUCUUGAGCUGCGCGAUACUUCCUCCACCGCAUACGGGGGGAAAGGAGUCAACCAGGCAGUUCUCAACGUCACGUCGACCAUCGCUCCAGCUCUACUUGCAAGGAAAUUCGAUGUCGAAACUCAACUGAAGGAGAUCGAUGCGUUUAUGUGUCAGCUAGAUGGCACGAAGGGGAAGAAGAAGCUGGGCGCCAACGCGAUCUUGGGCGUCAGUAUGGCGUGUGCUAGAGCUGGUGCUGCGAGUCUUAAAAUCCCCCUUUACGAGCAUCUCCGCCUCGAAGCCGGGACGCUCAAAACCCCCUACAUAAUGCCCGUCCCCUUCUUCAACGUGCUAAACGGCGGCGUGCACUCGGGCAACACGAUGGCCUUCCAGGAAAUCAUGCUCGCGCCCACGGGCGCCAAAUCCAUCACUGAGGCCGUGCAGAUGGGUGCUGAGACGUAUCAUGCUCUCAAAGCGGUGAUUACGAAGAAGUUCGGACCAGCUGCUACUGGCAUUGGCGAUGAGGGCGGCUUUGCGCCGCCGAUUUCAAAGCCGAGUGAAGCUCUUGAUCUCUUAGUCGAGGCGGUUGAGAAGGCGGGGCACACGGGGAAGAUUCACUUUGCUAUGGAUCCUGCUUCCUCGGAAUUCUUCCGUGAAGGGAACUACGAUCUUGGCAUCAAAGACGGAUCCUCUCCAAAACUGACCCCUGACGGACUUGCGGACUUGUACAGAGAGUUGUUUGUCCAAUAUCCGAUUGUUCUGCUGGAAGAUCCAUUUGCGGAAGAUGAUUGGGAGACGUGGAGCAAGUUCAUGGAGAAGGGGAAGGAGAUGAAGGGCAUGCCAGAGAUUGUGGGUGAUGAUUUGACGGUUACGAAUGUGGAGCGGGUGAGGGAGGCGCAAGAGAAGGAGGCGUGUAACGGUUUACUUUUGAAGAUUAAUCAGAUUGGAACUGUGAGUGAGGCUAUCGCUGCGGCAAACUUAGCAUUCAGCUAUGGCUGGGGCAUCUUCGUUUCUCACCGCUCUGGAGAGACGACGGAUGACUUCAUUGCGGAUUUGACUGUUGGUCUGAGGACGGGACACUUGAAGACUGGUGCGCCGGCUAGAGGGGAGAGAGUGGUGAAGUACAACCGCUUGAUGGAUAUCGAAGAUGAGCUUAAUGCGAUCGGGGAGGAAGUCGAGUAUGCUGGUGUAAAUUUCAGAACCGCACAUGGGAAGUUGCAGGACCCGAAGAUUCCGUUCAACGUGUACGGUUAUUGAGAAACUUGGUCUAGAGAGUCAGAGACGGAAUUGAAUUUCACAUAUUUUUUGUACGUUGGUUUAUUCCAAAUAUCUCUGUUUAGACUCAAAGAGCCUUAGUAGAAGUUCGAAUGUAACUAGGAUAAGAAAUAAAUAAAAUAGAAUAAAACUGGCUCGGGGGC
Hyaloscypha bicolor E is the source of this 1639-nucleotide messenger RNA. Its product is annotated as enolase. Gene Ontology annotation, biological process: glycolytic process. Gene Ontology annotation, cellular component: phosphopyruvate hydratase complex. The transcript has 4 exons. The coding region runs from base 102 to 1478 and encodes 458 amino acids. The record is from RefSeq and is a predicted model, not a curated record. NCBI's taxonomy places the organism in Eukaryota, Fungi, Ascomycota, Leotiomycetes, Helotiales, Hyaloscyphaceae. Gene Ontology annotation, molecular function: magnesium ion binding; phosphopyruvate hydratase activity.